Molecule: messenger RNA, 1578 nt
Organism: Sclerotinia sclerotiorum 1980 UF-70
Lineage: Eukaryota; Fungi; Ascomycota; Leotiomycetes; Helotiales; Sclerotiniaceae
Exons: 2
Coding region: 1-1578 (525 amino acids)
Biological process (GO): carbohydrate metabolic process
Molecular function (GO): hydrolase activity, hydrolyzing O-glycosyl compounds
Source: RefSeq, a predicted model, not a curated record
AUGUUCUCUACUGACGGCGACCUCAUCGAUUCCACAUCCGGCAAGAUCGAUUACUUUGAGGGUCAAUAUCUUUGGUAUGGGUUAAACUUUGGAUGUGGUAAAGCUUUCUGUGGAAUUGAGAGUUGGAGUUCAGUGGAUUUGGCUACUUGGUCCUCAAAUGGUUUCUUGUUCGAUCCGGCAGAAGAGGCCAUAGCUACACUAUGUGAAGAGGGCGGAGAGUGUGGACGACCACAUAUCGUUUACAAUCCUACAAGUUCGAAGUACAUCCUGUGGGUAAACGCUGGUAGCCCAGGCUAUAUAAUCUUUACGUCUUCCUCCCCAGCUUCGGGAUACGUGCUCGAACCUACUCGUGCCACAGUUGGAUAUCAACCACACCCCGAAACGGAUCAAGCAGGUGAUUUCUCGGUCGCUGUUAUCAAUGGAACCGGAUAUCUUGCAUACUCCUUGAUCGACUUCACAACCCUAGGUGCAUCAAUUUGGCCUCCAUUCAAACAAUCACUGUAUAUCCAACAACUUACAAAUGAUUUCAUGAACACGACUGGAAAUGCCACAAACAUUCUUCCUGUAGGAGAUCUUGUUGAUUAUCAAGCUGAAUCUCCAGAUAUCUUCUACCGCAAUGGAUACUACUAUGUAUCCGCAUCCAACACUUGUGGUUUCUGCCAAGGAACCCUUUUGAUCAUGUACCGAGCUAAGGAUAUUACGGGACCAUGGACUCGCCAAAUUAUCAGCAGUGACACAUGCGGUGGUCAAACUACUGCCGUUUUAACAAUCCCUUCUUCAACCGGAGGUGAUGCAGUGUACAUCCAUCAAGCCGAUAUUCAAGCUAGCGCACCACUUGCCGGUCCGAGAAACGCACAACAUGGUCGUCAGUUCCAAGUUCUCAAUUUCAAUUCAGAUGGUUCAAUCCAAGAUUUAAAUUGUUCUCCUUCCCUCACUACUACCGUCACACUUCCAGCCAGUAACAUUACUAUGAGUGGACUUGCAAAGGGUGCAGCUAUAGGUUCCGGAAAUGAUCACCAAGAUUAUUACCUCAAUUGCUCAUUGCCCAAACACAGCCUCUAUCAAACCUUCUCCCCAUCCAAUGCAGGAAACUUGACGUCUGUUGGAAUAAAUCUAGCUGGUGAUGCACCAACAGAUAAUGUCACAUUGACCGUAUUCCGCUACACAAAUGCCACUGCUCUCUUCUCCGCAUUUUACCGAUGGGAAACUCUUUCCACAAAAGGCGUAACUCCCGAAGAAUUGAAAGCAUCCCUCCAAAGCAUUUCAAUCCCCGUUGGAAAAGAAGUCGCCGCCGGUGAUAAUAUCGGUAUUGCGAUUACCAGCCUGGGAAUUACACCAGUUUGUGUAGCCAUGAGAGGAACAUCCAAAACAUAUGCUACUGCAUGGGCAGGACCUGCCGAUGGCGGGUUUGUACUUGCACAAGGAUUGGAGGAAAAGACUGUGAUUGGGGCCGGAUCUGGGGGAGUUUUGUAUAUUCAAGGUGCUAACCAGGUUAGUUUGAGGGGAAAGAAUGGAGACGAGGUUCCUAUAAAGGAACUUGAUGGAAGAGAACUUAAAUGGUAUGGGAUUAUUGAGUAG